Rotaria sp. Silwood1 is the source of this 822-nucleotide messenger RNA. NCBI's taxonomy places the organism in Eukaryota, Metazoa, Rotifera, Eurotatoria, Philodinida, Philodinidae. The record is from the annotation of a GenBank genome assembly.
AUGAUUAUCGUUCUACCAUUUCUUGCUGCUUUGCUUUCUCUGAGAUUCAUAACGGCUGAAGAAAACUGCGUUAUUGGAUACCGCUGUAUUGAUGGUUCCAUGAUCGAUGUUGGGUGUCAUCCACUAAUAGGUUAUUCAUCUGUGAGUCAAAACGGGUAUUCAACAUGUAUUCCAGAUCGGAGAGGCAAGAAUGUGUUUGGUAAUGAUGAUCGAGUUCAAGUCACUUCAACAGAUUAUCCAUGGAGUGCAAUUGGAUAUUUAAAUACCGGAUGUACUGGAACAUUGGUAGGACGAGAUCUAGUAUUAACCGCUGCACAUUGUGUGAUCAAUCCAAACACCCAGCAGCUCAACAACAUAAAUACUUUCUAUCCGAACAGAAUCAAUGGAAAUGCAGCUGACUCCUCUGCAAUCACUUAUGUAUGGUGGGGUACAACGAAUCCAGAUACUUAUCGUGAAAGUGAUUGGGCCAUAUUACGUUUGUCCAAACCGCUUGGUGAUCGUUACGGUUAUUUAGGAUUCAAGACACUGGACGACAGUUCAAUGUUAGCUUCAGACGGAACAUUGGUUGGCUAUUCGACAAAUUUUCAAAAUGCUCAGACAGCAGGAGCACAUAUCGGAUGCCGUUUAACGAAAAAACAGAGUGCUAAUUUCUAUUUACACAACUGCGAUAUGGGUCGUGGAGCCAGUGGUGGUUCGAUUUUUGCGUGGUCGGAUAACACACCGUAUAUCUAUGCAUUGAAUGUCGCCGAGUAUAGAAACGAUGGUUCUGUCAGUUUGUGCACUCUAAAUAAAAAUCGUUUUCUUGGAAACCCAGGAAAAUAG